Cucurbita maxima (winter squash) is the source of this 1365-nucleotide messenger RNA. RefSeq names its product transcription factor bHLH123-like. Gene Ontology annotation, biological process: regulation of transcription by RNA polymerase II. Gene Ontology annotation, cellular component: nucleus. The record is from RefSeq and is a predicted model, not a curated record. The transcript is spliced from 6 exons. The coding region runs from base 139 to 1290 and encodes 383 amino acids. Lineage: Eukaryota; Viridiplantae; Streptophyta; Magnoliopsida; Cucurbitales; Cucurbitaceae. Gene Ontology annotation, molecular function: RNA polymerase II cis-regulatory region sequence-specific DNA binding; protein dimerization activity; DNA-binding transcription factor activity, RNA polymerase II-specific.
AUAUAUAUAGGCAUAUGCCGCGAACCGUUUUGAGUGAUUUUUUGUAAAUAAAAUCAGCAGACGCAGAUAGAAGGGAAGAAUUGGUUGAUUGAUUGAUCAGAGACAAUCAUCAAGCUGGGUUUGAAGUUAAUUGAAUCCAUGGCGGAGGAGUUUCAGAGUAGUGGAAAUUGGUGGGAAGCUUCUAGAAGCCGCUACGAGGCCGAAAUAUCCCCUUCCUCCUCCGCCGCCGCUGCCGACCCCAAUUUGCACAUCACCGGCUUAGCCCUGGAUUGGAACCAACCCCUCUUUAGGGGCGGCGGCGAGAAGGCGGCGGAGGGCAGUUUCCGGUCUAUGCUGCAGCCGGAUAAUAUGAAUUUGAAUAUGCUACAAGAAACAGAACAACAACAACAACAACAACAGAUUCAGUGGAUGAGAUCAGAGAAGGGAAUAAACAGAGGAUUUUCAUUAGAUCAUCAUCAUCAUCAGCAGCAGCAGUUCACCAGCCCUUCCCACUACAGCUCAAGCGACAGCGCCGUCACCAGUUUCCCAAUCGACACCACCACCGCCGCCGCCACUCUGUACGGAAACUCCACAACAUUAUUACAAGGCUUAUUAGGCGGUGAGCAACAGCAAGUCUCAGCAGCAGCAGGUAUGAACUUCCCUUACAAUUCCCAUUACGGGAUAAACUCCAACGAGUUCAUGUCGGCGGGUGCGUCGUGGUCACCUUCAACAAAACUGCCUCAGUUCUUAAGAAACUCAACGCCACACAGUCAAUUACAGUUUUCAAACAACACAGCCUUCUGGAACGCGUCGGACAUGAAAGACGUGAGACCCAGUUAUGUUCCGACGUCGUAUAACACCAUACCCGAGAAACCAAAGAAUAGUUCAGAGAUUGGUGAUUCAGUAAGCGUGGGGAAGAAAAGUGGAAAUGAUGGAAAUCAACAACAAUCCGGCGGUGGAAAACGGGGACGAAAUGAGAGUCCUUCGGCAUUGCCAGCGUUUAAGGUAAGGAAAGAGAAGAUGGGGGACAGAAUCACUGCCCUGCAACAACUGGUAUCACCUUUCGGAAAGACUGAUACAGCUUCAGUGCUGUCUGAAGCGAUUGAAUACAUAAAGUUCCUCCAUGAACAAGUGGGUGUUUUGAGCACUCCAUAUUUGAAGAGUAGGAGUGAUAAAUGGAAGGAAGGCGAGGGAGAAGAAGAUCUGAGAAGCCGAGGGCUUUGUUUAGUUCCUGUUUCCAGUACAUUUCCUGUCACCCACGACACCACCGUCGAUUUUUGGACUCCUACCUUCGGAGGAACCUUCAGAUAAAUUUAUUUAAUUAAUUAAUCUAAUUACUUUUACUUUACUUAACCAAUUAUAAUAACCUCAAUUCAUGCAUUUCUA